This is a messenger RNA of Nerophis ophidion (straightnose pipefish), 4019 nucleotides long. It is a transcript of the gene fam89a, whose product is annotated as family with sequence similarity 89 member A. The coding region runs from base 197 to 739 and encodes 180 amino acids. The transcript has 2 exons. The record is from RefSeq and is a predicted model, not a curated record. Lineage: Eukaryota; Metazoa; Chordata; Actinopteri; Syngnathiformes; Syngnathidae.
UUGCCUCCAUUCCGGUGGACUUGAUACGGCGUCUCCAGUGUCCUCAGGAGAAGACUGUUGCUCAACACUGCGUGUUCAUUCGAGGCGUCUCCUCGUCGUCUCCUGUGUGACGAUCUUUUUUUUUUUUUCAAAAAAGGUAUUUUUGUCACAAGAGGUGACAUUUUCCUGCUAUCUCGCUCGGCCGCUGCACGUCGCCAUGAACGGGAAGUCGGCCAACGGCACGGCGGGGGGAAUGGCGUGUAUCGACGGUCUGCCGCCGCUGCCCAAGAGCCUGAGCGGCUUGCUCAACUCCAGCGGCGGCUCCUGGAGGGACAUGGAGAGGAUGUACGUGAAGAAGACCAUGAUCCAGGACGACCUGAGCCGAGGCAGGAGCAACGCCGACAACCUUCUCGCCAACAAGCCAGCCAGCCUCGACGCCGCCCUGGCUCUCCUGCGGAAAGAGAUGGUGGGCUUGCGGCAGCAGGACAUGUCUCUGCUGUGCCAGCUGUGGUCGCUGCACGAGUCCAUCCAAGAGUACAAGGGCAACUGCCAGGACCUGAGCGCCGCCUCCAGUCUCAGCAUGAUGGACAAUGGCUACUUCGACGAGGACGACGAAUACUACCCGGACACGGGCGCCACGCCCACAGGCGACCAACCGGGGGGAGAGUCUGGAGAAGGGAUGACUACAGCGGGAGCGGCAAAGAAUGGAGGAAGUGUUGGCAAAGACGACAGCUGGGAGUCGUUUCGCGUUAACAUUUGAACCUUUGCUCUCGAGAACCCAUGAUUGUUUGGACGGCAGCAAGAAGGACUUUUGCCAGCCUUUGGUAUGUUUUUACUAUCCUGAAUGGGAAUGUGAGUCCAGCCUAAGUUAAGCGCCUUCUCUGGUUUAUACUGGUCUUGCAGGGGGCGUGGCUUCAUCACCUGAAGCUAACAUUGUCGUCAAACACUCACAAUGGACUUUUUUUUUGGACUUAUUUACUCAAAAAAAAUUUAGUAAUAUACUUUUUUUUUAUAAAAUGCUGCCUCAUCCAGCAGUUUUUCCAUCUUACACCUCAGUGUAUCAAAGUUUUAUUAUUUAUUUCAUAGUAUAAGCAACUAAAUAUCCGCUCUUCUAUUGCUCUGAAAGCGUCGGGCUACAACAUCGGGAACAGUUUGCGGCCAAGAAAUAAUUUAUUUACCAGACCAACCGGGACAACGGUGGUCGUACAGUAGUGAUUUUUUUUUGGUACAACGUCGGAAGUUGUCUCCAAAUUAUUGUCAACUCGUGAGCACCAAUUAGCUGCUCAAAUGUAGCCCCACUCUUAAAACACAGUAUACAUCCUUGAAAGUAGCCGUAAACUGGCAAGCUAGCAAACUGUAGCAAAACAGAUGAAAACGUUAGCAGUGUGCAGGUGAUUACAGGGUCUUUUUCUUACCUCUCUUACGUCAACAGAUGUCAUACUAGCACCGUUUUUACUUGUUCGGGCGCACUGUUAGCACCUGAAUUACCAGCUCUUUGUCUUCCUCCCUUCAAUUUAUUUUGUCUGUUUACGUGACCAAAGAAACGCUCAGCAUGAAAUUUAUCGUACAUGCCGACCACCUAAAAUUCCUCCACAGCUAUUUCUGGAAAUGUAAAAAAAAAAAAAGAAUGUCUCCACGCCGUCUUGAACAUUUUCACUAGAGGGUUUUGCCGUGCCUUUAGUUCAUGUUAAUUAACGCUUGUUUUGUUUACGUUCAAACGCUUGCCACUGACUUACAAAAGAUGGUCUAAAAAAUAUGAUUUGAAAUCGUAAUGUAUUCCUACUGGAUACUUCAUUAGGUAUACCUGAUCAAUGUUGGCUUCAGUCAUUAGUCCGAAAUUUUUUGUUUGUGGAACACAGGUCACAGUUUUAUUUGGGUUGAGCUAAAAUAUUUGCGGGGUUGUAACAGUAAUUGAGAUCUAAGCCUGUGACAGAAAUGGAAUGUAUAUCUAUAAUUUUGUAUCGGUUAUUAUUUGUAUUUAUUUUUUAAACUGUAAUUCACCAAAGCAUCCCAAAUCGGGCUUUCAUAUUGAAAUGCAUUGGAAAACUCUAGAAGCUUCCCUAUGGGCUACAAGGUCUGUAAAUGUGCAACUUAUCCAAUUAGCUUUUGAUUUUUUUUUUAAAAAGCUUUCGAAUUGUUUUUUGGUGUACCUAAUGAAGUGUUUGUCGAUUAUAACGACCCAUACUGGACUGGAGAGCAGCGCGAAACCACAAAAUGAAUUAUGCUUCCAAAAAUAUGUUAAAUGUGUAUAAAUCAUAUCAAAAUAACACUCAAGUGAAUUACUGUAGAAAAUUCGUAAUGAAUGACACCAUCACUGAUGUAUUACUGAAUCUUUUGUCUGACACUUAAUGGACUUUUUCUUGUACUGUAAAGAAUACUUUUUUUUCAGUGUCAUCAAAUUACAGCAGGUAUGUAGUUCAAACAAAGAUCACAAUGAAAAUUAGUAAAUAGAAAAGUGCCCGAUUGUAAAGAAUCCUUUAAAACAAUCCUGAAUCCAGACAGUGAUCCAGAUCACCCCUACAAUCAAAUGACAUGUUGACAUUCCCUGAAAGUUUCAUGAAAAUGAGCCCGUACAUUUUUUACUAUUGUUGCUAACUGAAGAACCCCAGCAAAUACAUAACCUCCUGACGGAGGAAAUAAUGAUAAUAAUAAGAGACUCUCAUUGGAUGUUUUCACUAUCAGUGCCUUUGCAAACCAUCAGGUGACUAAAGAACUAUGAGGACAUAUCACAAGCUACUGACUUUUUACAAAACACUUGCGAGCAUUUUUUUGUAAAUUCCUUUGGUGCAACAUGAGGGACAAAAACAUUAAUGUAGUUCAACAAAUAAAAGACCAGAAUGUACACAUUGAAGCUUGUAAGAUUUACUGUGUAGCCUGUUUUGGUGUGCGUAAGGUAUUACCCUCCCAAAAACGACAUUAAUGAAUAAGGGUGCUCUGCCGCAGUGCAAUCUUUCCCCUGGUCUGCUGAGAAUAAGAAGACAUAGCAGGAGGGGUCAGUUUUGAUACGUUGAUGUUAUAUUUAGCGAGCAUUCCAACCCCGACAUAGUCAGUUUUUUUUUUUAAGUGACUGGUGACAACAGGUGACUUGCUUGUGAUUAAAAACAAAAAAAGUAAUACAAGAAAGUAAAUUUGACUUUGUAAAAUAAUUUUUUGCUCACGUUUUGUCUCAUGCAUCCAUACCAAUUAUUUUCACGUUAUACAAAUUUGAUGACGUCCCCUCUAGCGUGGCCCCCCACGAUCACAACCCACAGAUAGAUGGCAGUCCUGUGUGAAACACUGCAUUCUUGCAAUAUGGCUGAAAAAUAAGUAAACAUACAGCACAAGUGAUUAAAUGUUAACAUGUUAGCACUUGCUCAUAUCAACAAAAAGUAUGUGAUCAUCUGUGUAUCAAAUAAAUCAUAAAUGUGAAAUGUUUUUGAAUAAGUGACCAUCUACAAAUAAUGUUUGGCAUUAUUGUUGUUGUAUGAGUUUUAAUGUUAAACAGCUACAUUGUCAAUGCAAUCAACACAUCUCCUUCAGAUCUAUGUAGACCACAAAGCCAUGGGGCUGUCAUAGCCACGCCAACACUUUGCUGGUUCAGAACAAACAAUUUUCUAUGACAUUUUUAAGUUUAUGUGUAGAAAUAGGCUAAAAGUCAUCCUCCACACCAGCAGAGGGCAGUGUGUUGGCUUUCAGUGAGCGGCGUGGGUGCCAGAAAACGCUCAUUAUUGUGAAUUUCUCAAUGCAUCUGUUUUAUUGAUCAGUUUUGAAAAUUAAAUGAAAUAGAGAAUUAGUUGACUUUUAGCGCACAAUAUCACCUGCGUAGCAAAUAUACUCCACACCUGGAUUGUAGCAUUUUGUGAGCAGACAAAUGAAAUGUCUUAACGUCGCAUAUCGGCGGUUUGCAAAAUAUUAAUCAUGCAUUAAGUCAUUGAUGCACAAUGAAUUUGAAUUCCUGUGUUGCAUAACAAAAUAUUACAAGCAGCGUUGUUUAUUUUUCUGUAAAAAAAAAAAAAAAUACAACCACACUGCUGCUGACAAUUAAAUGAGUACCAUACAUA